Menidia menidia (Atlantic silverside) is the source of this 9347-nucleotide messenger RNA. NCBI's taxonomy places the organism in Eukaryota, Metazoa, Chordata, Actinopteri, Atheriniformes, Atherinopsidae. The record is from the annotation of a GenBank genome assembly.
UCCCUCCUCUUCGUCAGUGAUCUUCAGCUCUGGACGGAGUCAUGAGGUGGCGCUGUAACAUGUGAAGAUGGCCAACGCCGUGGCUUCCUACGACCAGUUGGCCCAUCAGGUGGAGGCUCUCCGGAAGGAGAACUCCCACCUGAGAAGGGAGCUGGAAGACAACUCCAACCACCUGUCAAAACUGGAGACGGAGACCUUUGGCAUGAAGGAGGUGCUGAAGCAGCUGCAGAGCAAACUGGAGCAGGAGGCAGGGACCCUGGCCUCGUCCGGGAGGAGCGAUGUACUGCACCAGCUCAAAGAGCUCCACAUGGACCUCACCAACUACUAUGAACUCAAACACCAACCUCACAACCUGAGGCUGCUGGCAGGUGGCCUGGGAGGGGUCUCAGGGCCGGCGCCAGGUUUGGGGGCGGAGCUGGACGAUCGGCUGGCUCUGCCUCCGUCCUCCUCGUCCUCUGUGAGCAGAGCCAGGAGCCCUCUCAGAGCGGCGUCCCGCCAGAGCAUGGCGUCCGCUGGGGACACGGCCGCCUCCAUCAUGCUGCCCCAUCACUUCCUGGACGGAGCCCCGCCCAAAACGGCUGUGAUCAGCGGAGCAGAUGGACGGCUGAGCGACUACCACCUGGAGGAGCUCCAGCUGGAGGCGCUGUCCCAGAAGCUGUCCCAGCUGCCCCGCAUCGACACGAUGGAUCUGAUCAGGCAGCAGCUGGAGUUCGAGGUUCAGCAGAUGCGGGUCGCUCGCCUGGAACAGCUUGAAAAAGAGCUGCAUGAGGCCCGAGGGAGUCAGGAGAGCCAGCUACAGCUUUCUGGAGCUGAGAAGCCCCCUGCUGGAGAACCAGACAACAGCAGCUCUUCGUCAGCCGCCCCCGGAGCAGAGGCUGCAGAUGGAGGCAGCAAGGUGGAAAUGGUCUUCUGGCUGCUCUCCAUGCUAGCCAACAGAGACAAAGAGGAGAUGUCCCGGACUCUGCUGGCCAUGUCCAGCUCCCAGGACAGCUGCAUCGCCAUGCGAAAGUCCGGCUGUGUCCCCCUGCUCGUCCAGAUCCUGCACGAAGCCCCCAGCAGCGGCGCCGCCUCCGGGGACGCGGCAGCGGGUGGGGCCGCGACGGGCUGCAGCCGGGAGGCCAAAUCCAGGGCGAGCGCCGCACUGCACAACAUCAUCUACUCCCAGCAGGACGAGGGCCAAGCCCGCCGGGAGAUGAGGGUCCUGCACAUGCUGGAGCAGAUCCGCACCUACUGCGACAGCGGCUGGGACUGGAUCGAGAGCCACGCCGUGACGCCGUCACCCGGAGGGACCAAAACCACAGAUAUUCCCGAACCUGUGGACCCUCAGAUCUGUCAGGCAAUGUGUGCCAUCAUGAAGCUUUCCUUCGAGGAGGAGUACCGACGAGCUAUGAACGAAUUAGGUGGUCUGCAGGUGGUGGCCGAUCUGAUCCACCUGGACCAGGAGAUGUACGGCAUGCAGAACGAUCCUAUCAACAUGGCUCUGCGCCGCUACGCAGGCAUGGCUAUGACCAACCUCACCUUCGGAGACGUUGUCAACAAGGCCACUCUGUGCUCAAAAAAGAGCUGCCUGCAGGCUUUGGUGGCCCAGCUGGCCUCUGACAGCGAGGAGCUUCAUCAGGUGGUUUCCAGCAUCCUCAGGAACCUCUCCUGGAGGGCCGACAACAGCAGCAAGAGAGUCCUGCGAGACAUCGGCUGUGUGUCCGCGCUUAUGACCUGCGCCCUGCAGGCCACCAAGGAGUCAACACUGAAGAGUCUUCUGAGCGCUCUGUGGAACCUGUCAGCUCACAGUAUUGACAACAAGGUGGCGAUCUGUUCAGUGGACAGUGCUCUGGGAUUCUUGGUCAGCACACUGACGUACCGGUGUCAGACCAACUCACUCGCCAUCAUUGAGAGUGGUGGAGGGAUCCUGAGAAAUGUGUCCAGCCUGAUUGCUACACGAGAGGACUACAGGCAAAUCCUCAGGGACCAUAACUGCCUCCACACUCUGCUGCAGCACCUGCGCUCCCACAGCCUGACCAUCGUAAGCAACGCUUGCGGGACUCUUUGGAAUCUCUCAGCCAGGAGUCCAAAAGACCAGGAGCUGCUGUGGGACCUGGGGGCUGUCAGCAUGCUGCGUAACCUUAUCCACUCAAAGCACAAGAUGAUCGCCAUGGGCAGCGCCGCAGCUCUUAGGAACCUCCUCACCAAUCGACCCUUAAAAUACAAGGAUGCUGCGGUUGUGUCCCCUGGCUCCUGCAUGCCCUCGCUCUACAUGAGGAAGCAGAAAGCUCUUGAGGCAGAAUUGGACGCCAAACAUCUAGCAGAGACCUUCGAUACCCUUGAGAAACAGAGCCCCAAGCACUUGACCCUCAACAAGCCACUGCGGCACAUUGAAAGUCUGGCUAAGGAUUACGCAUCUGAUUCUGGGUGUUUUGAUGACGAUGAGGGGCCCAACAUCUCCAGCAGCCUCGACACCGGUAGCUUCUCCAUGCUGUCCAUGUUCCUUACCAACUCAAACUUCCUGCAAAAUCAUCCUCGAAAGAGGGACAGUGAGCCUGAGCGAGAUGUAGACCCUCCACACUUGGUUGAGAAGAGGCUCACUGCUCCCGAUGACAUGGUCUCUGCUGCUGCAGAGAAACUAGCCAAGAAGAUUACUAACACAGUUGCUAAGAUUGACAGGCUGGUGGAUGACAUCACCAUGCACACAUCCUCUGAGGAUAGUUUGAGCCUGAGUUCUGAAGACCACCUGGCAGACUGGCCUUAUGGCAUGGAUGAGCACAAUGAAGCCCGGGCUAGUUCGUGCUCCCCCUGCCAUCUCUCUGAUACAAGCAGUUUGGCCCAAAGAGAACGCCUCAGCAGGGCACACGCCCUCCUACGCCUGAAGACAGCCCACACAAGCGUGUCCACAGACAGCCUGAAUAGCGGCAGCACCAGUGAUGGAUACUGUGGCAGCAAAGACCAGAUGCGAGCUCCUCCAAGAGCUCUAAUGAUCCAGCAACGACCCAACCAGCUUGACCUCAAAGUCGCUCAUCAAGAGUAUCUCAAUGUGGGACCUCCUGUGCUGAAUGAAACCAGCCCGCUGGAUAUUCCAGAAAGAGAUUCUGUUGACAAUAAGGAUUUGAAAGCUGUGGAGCUUAGCAACACGGACGCAGAAAAGAACCAAGAUCAACCCGUGCAAACACCUGUCAGUGUAUCCACUAAAGUCUCAUCAGAUGUCAGCAUGACGUCCAUUAAACUGUCUCCUUCUUACCAACCAGUGCCACUUAUUCAGAGUGUGGCCAAAUUUGGUGUCGCAAAGACAGCCAUCAACGUUCAGGCUGCCCAGGCAAUGAGGAGGCAAGCUUGGGUGCCCACCGUGAUGACUGGGGGGAGUAUUGCAAAGUUUUCUCCAGUCACUGCCACCAGAAGUCCAACCAUUGGGACAAUGGAGACAGUCCAAAAGUACUCGGUGGAAAACACUCCAAUCUGUUUUUCCCGCUGUAGUUCCCUGUCAUCACUCUCCUCUGGCGACGGAGCUCUGGAAGGACAAAGCGAGAAUGAGCUGGAGAGUGACUCAUCUUUAGAGAUUAUUGAAGUGGAGGAUGGAGAGGUGGUGAAGACAGCACAAGAGGACGAAACCUUAGAGGACCUGAGUGACAGCCAGCUGUUGAUGACUGAUUCAAAAACCUUCCCCAGCAAGGAGACAGAUCCCAUUGAGAUCCCCUGUCCUUCUAAAAGGGAAAAGGUGUUCCUCAGGGGAGCUUCACCUGCUCUUCUUGAAGACCGGUCUCCCUCCAGUUCAUCUGAGAACUACAUCCAUGAAACCCCUCUGGUAUUAAGCCGCUGUAGCUCGGUCAGUUCACUGGGGAGCUUUGAGUCUCCCUCUAUUGCCAGCUCAAUUCAAAGUGACCCAUGCAGUGAGAUGAUUGAUGGCACAAUAAGCCCAAGUGAUCUUCCAGACAGCCCAGGACAAACCAUGCCACCCAGUCGAAGUAAAACUCCUUGUUGUGUUGAGUCGAAUGGACCAGAAACACAGACCACAGGGAUGGCAGGACAGUGGGAAAACAGCCUCCGGAAAUUCAUGGAGAUCACCGACCCAAAAGAGAGGUUCAAUCUUCCUCCUGACCUCGACACCAUGAUCUACUUCACAGUGGAAAAACCCACUGAGAACUUCUCUUGUGCUUCCAGCUUAAGCGCUCUGCCUCUUCAUGAACACUACAUUCAGAAAGAAGUUGAGCUUAAAUUAACUCCCCUACUCCAGCAAAAUGACAAAAAUCUCCCUUUCCCUGAUGACGAUGAACAAGGACUUGAUCAUGGGGAGAGAUACAGUGAAGGCAACUCGGACGACGACAUAGAAAUCUUAAAGGAAUGCAUCAACUCAGCAAUGCCCUCAAAGUUUAGAAAAGUAAGACCCUCUCUAAUGACCACAAUCCCUUCUCAUUUACUCAGUUCCCAGAUCCGAAAACCAAUCAAUCUACCUGUAUACAUGAUGUUCCCUAAUGGGAAAACCCAGAUGUGUCCGGGGAGAAGAAUUGUCAUCCCACAAAAAGAUUUCAAAUUUGAUGAUUCUUCCUUUACAGAUUCUGCAGAGGGCACACCGGUCAACUUCUCCAGCACAACAUCACUCAGUGAUGAAACUCUUCAGUAUCCUGUGAAGGACAGGGGUGCCAAAGAGUGCACUGCUAAAUGUCUGAACAAGCAGGAAAUGAUAGACAAUGAUGCUAAGAGGAUAGAGGACUUGAGGAUAUUCUCACACUUCCACAAGCCCAAUAGGACAAACUAUGCACCUGAGAUCCAAAUGAGUCGGAUGACAAAGCAUGUGAUUCCUACUCAGAGGGUCCUGAUGCAGAGCAAAGAGGUCGCCGACAGAGUCGCUAACCAAAAGAAUCGCGAUCAGUCUCCCAAUCAGCUAAAGCGGCGUCAAGGCCAAGGCCCCAUCAGAAAACUGGAACUGCCAGUCAUAAAGCAGAGCGUCGACGCUAACCUCAAUGCCAGGUCACAAAGAGGACACACUAUCUGUAGACAAAUGACACAUUCAUCAGAAGACAGCAUCAGCUUAUAUGAUGAUAAUGAGGAAGUAACCAAACGAACAGGCAGAAAACAGAACAGGGAGGCAAGUAGAAAAACUCUCUCCCGAAGCAUGACAAACAUAGGCAGGAUAGAAAAUUCCCAAGGAAAUCCCAGAGGCUUUCAAAGGAUAAAACAGAAUCUGAUAAGAGACGAAUCCCUGACAUGUUACUCGCUCAGCUCCUCUCUCAGUUCUCUCAGUGAUGCUGAAUUUGAGGAUCACAAAUCAAAUGCCCAGCAAAUAUGGUACAAGAACAGACACAACAAAACACUGAGUAUGGCCCAGCAAACAAAACCAUUGACUAUUCACUGCCAAUAUGAGGAGCAAAGCUCACCGAGUUCUGUAAGCAUGGAUUCAGAGGACGACCUCCUUCAGAAAUGCAUAACAUCUGCAAUGCCUAAGCAGAGAAGGAAGAUGGCCUCCAGGAAGAAAAAGGCAGAAAACACUCAAAAACAAAAACAAAAGGCAUCAGAUAUAUGGGACAUGGAUGAGGAAAUGGACAGUGAUGAUAUGGCAUGGGAUAAAGAUUCUGACCUCAAUAGCAUUGAAUGGAGAGCCAUACAAGAGGGGGCCAACUGUGUUGUAUCUGGGCUGCAAGCGUCGAAGUCUCAAGAGCCAUCCUCCGAAGAAACCGAGUCAGUUCUAUCUUUUAUGUCAACAUCGAGCUUCACACCCAAAGAAAGGAAGUUUGCUAAAGAAAAAAAUGCCAACAAACCUCUAGACUUUGCUCAGCGCAAACCAGUUGCAAACUUGCCUGUUGUUUUUAGAGGCAGGACUGUGAUCUAUACGCCGAAAAAGGAAACAGCUCCAUCCCAAAGGCCUCCCCCCAGAAAAAUGCCAACCAAGACAGACUCUCCAAAGAACCCAAACCUGGCUCAGCACAGAUCAAAGAGCCUCCACCGACUCGGCCGCCCCCAGGACAUUGAACUGUCUCUCCCAAAGAGGAGCUCUACUCCACCUCCAAGGAUACCAAAAAGUUCAUCCUCUGGAUCCUCACAGAGCUCUACACCUUCCAAACAGUCACAGAGGAAGAUCACAUCCCCAAUUCAGACAAAUAAAUCCAUCCAGAAAAAGAUGGCAUCACCAGCUAGAAGCCCACCAGCUAGUAGUCCCCCUGAGAGAAAAGGGAGGUCUCCUGUAGUCAAUAAGAAUGAGAGAUCUCCUCCACCUAAAACUCAAAAGUCACCUGUCCGAAUCCCUUUCAUGCAGAAUUCGAUUAGGCAAGCCAGACCUCUGUCACCUUUGGUGACAAACCAAACAAUGGACAGGCAAAGCAAUCAAGUCAAUGGGAAAAGGGUGCUACCAGCUAAUCGAUUCGACAUGGUUAGGAUGACCUCUGCUCACUCUAGUGGUGGUGAGUCUGACCGUAGUGGGUUCCUGAGACAGCUGACUUUCAUUAAAGAAUCAAAGAAUGUGUUAAGACGUGACGGCUCGGCUCGCAACCCGCCAGGAUCACAGAACGGAUCCCCUCGCAGGACAGUUCCUGGAGCCACCGCUGUCUUCCUUUGUUCAUCGCGCUGUCAGGAGCUAAAGGCUGUUGCCCAAACUCCAAGAAGGGUACAAGUGAAAGACUCUGGACGAGCACAGCAAGGCCAGAGGCCAAACCCUGGCCCACAGAAGCAGACUACAGCCAUGUCGAGGGCAACAUCUAGUGAGCGGGAUCUGUCAAGGCGGCCGGCCAGAAGGACUAGCUCUGAGAGUCCCUGCAGGGUGGCACAGCGCAAUGGUUCUGGUAGAGUUGCUGGAGUCAGGCAGCAACAGGACACCUUUAAACGCCAUGCCUCAUCACCGAGCAUAAACAUACUAAGCCGAGUGACCAGCCGCUCCUCUCUGCGCUCAUCAUCGUCUGAUUCGAGUGGAAGAGCAAAAAGCGAAGAAGAGACUAAGAAGAAAGGGCAGAGAUUCACAUCUCGGCACCGUGAUUCAGUAACUUGGAGAAGGAUCAGGGAUGAAGAUGUACCUCAAAUCUUGAAAAGCACUCUGCCAGCCAAUGCAUUGCCUCUGGUGCCUUCCCCUGACGAGGAAAAGCCGAAACCACCAGCUCUCCCAGGAAAACUGCCAACCAUUCUCCUUGCAUCUCGCAAGACAAGUGAUGCAACAGUGCAAACAGACGACUUCGCAAACAACAAGACCAACUCAAGCACCUCUCCGACUGUUGAGGCAACUCAAGGGGAGGAAGGAGCGAGGCUGGCUGCCCUCAGGAUGAUCAGUGCCACCACUGGGAGUAACCUCCAGGACGUGGAGUCGGAUGGCUCCCUGAGGAGCCUGUGCACCACAGACAACCACACAAGUGGAGUUGUCACUUUCCGUCAAGGAUCCCCUAGCAAGGCCGCUCGAGUCAGUCCUUUUAAUUACACCCCCAGCCCUAUGACCUGCUGCCUGCAGGACACGCAGAGCCAAACAGCAACCAUUAAUGAGAAGUGUGUGGGGAAAAGCGAGUCAUAGGGGAUUGGGAGUUCAGAAUGAAUCUCAGCACUUGAACUCGGGGGUGUGCUGGUGCUGUACCUCGGGUAUUCACCCUUUACCAACAGCAUACCCUAUUUCCAUGUUUCUCUUUCUGAACAGCUGAUCAGAGCCUCCAUUCACCACUCAUUAGAAGUUGGAUGUAUGCAUUGCGACAGGUCUGGAAGGAACGGACCAGCCACAAACUUUUAGAGAUGCCAUUUAGAGGGAGAUCUCGCCCAAAAAGCGCAUCUUUUUGUACUUUCUUUUGUAUUUGUAGAAAAAUUGCCUGGUAGAAAUGUAGUGAAAACAUAAAGCAAAAAGACAAUUAACUUGAUUUCACCACAUAGAUCACCCUCGGCUUCUGGACACAAUCGAUGAGAACAAUAUUAUGCAAAUGACUGAAUGGAUUUUGAAAGGAAUUCUGCCCGAAAAGGUUCAAACUGUGGUGGAGUACAGACACUCGCCAAAUUCACCUUUUUUUUCUUUUUUACAUCAAUUCUUUAAGUCCUUGCUUCAUCAACCAACCAAAUAGGAUGUUACCAGUCUUGUAAAAUCAUGUUUAUGCUUUAUUCGUAUAAUACUCCAGCUAAACACAUUAAACAACCUCUUUUUGUCAUUAAUUUUUUAUAUGUAGUACACAGCAUUUCCAAAAAGGAUUCAUGCUAUGAUGCCCAUAACAUCCAUUUUUAUAACAAUAUAUAAAAGAAAAACAUAGCCAUUGCAAAGUGGAAACCUUAAAUCAAACACUUAGGCACAGAAAUGCAUCACUGCUGGAUCUGAUCCAGUGUUUUUGGGUUAUAGAAAUCAGUUAUAGAGACAUAGCUACUGCCUUAAGGUUUUAGAGUGAGUUCUGUGGAUGAACCCUCAUUGUAUAAACAAUUAAAUGUUACAGUAUUAAGUGAUCCAGUACAAUACAACCAAUGCCAGUUCAGUUUUACCCAACAUGAUCUGUAAGAUAAUGAUUCUUAGUCCCUCUUUGCUAGCUCCAUCCCUGCAGUUCAUGUUAAUUUAAAGUCAUGCUUUAACAGGCAUACCAGACAAUGUUUCCGUCACAGAAAAAACACAGUUAGCCUCCUUACUAUUCAAAACUGUGAAUAACUCUGGGUCCUUCUCCCUUCUCUUUCGUGUCGAUCAGUUGUAAAUAACAUGCAGGUAUACAGAGGCUUCCCGGCAGGUGUUGCUUCCUGACAGCAUGCUAAUAUAUUCACUGACUGUAUAUGCACACCUGUAACCUUUGUGGGCACUGGAUAAUGACGCUGAUGUUCUUCAGUAGUGAAAUAUUUUCCCAAAGCCUGACGCCAUCUGUAAUCUUGUGCUGCAAAGACCUGUAAACACACACCUCGGUCAAUGCAACGAUGUUUUAAUUGUGUUUGCUACUAGAUUCAGGUACCGUUUGCUAUGAGUAUAUGACCCUAUCAGCGAUGGAUGGAUGGAUGGACCACGUCCUCACGGGAGUUCUAUGAAAUGUGUUGAUAUCUGCUUUACUGUGUUUCUGUAAAAUUAGUGUUAGGUGGGGGAAGAAUAUAAAGACAAUGAAUAUUCUCUGUAGCUGUUCCAUCAAUCUUUCAUGUGUGCCCUGCAGAGCUGAAUGGAAUGAAAAUCAAUCUACAUGGAGGGGCUGUUAGAUUACAAAAGAAACAGGACAUUGUAGCCCCAAAGCAUGUAUCAAACCAAACUCAAGUAACCUUUAAAAGCCCAGAGAACUGAAAAGGGACAAGCAACUGAAAUCUCUCUUUUUAAUGUCAAACAUCAGAGGAAGUGAGAGUGGCAACAUUUGAGACUCUUAUGUGAUAAAUUAGGGCUACCAGGAGGGUCAAAGAUAUUUACUGAGGAUUCUGCCUCUUAACUAUUUCUCAUGUCAGUCACUUAAUUAUUU